Molecule: messenger RNA, 1600 nt
Organism: Papaver somniferum (opium poppy)
Lineage: Eukaryota; Viridiplantae; Streptophyta; Magnoliopsida; Ranunculales; Papaveraceae
Exons: 2
Coding region: 736-1473 (245 amino acids)
Molecular function (GO): protein dimerization activity
Source: RefSeq, a predicted model, not a curated record
GGCUACGCCUGCAGUGGUUACAGACACUCACUAUACAGUUGUUGAUAAGAAGAAAGGGCGAGUUAGGUGCAAUUAUUAUGGAAAGGAGAUAAGUGGUUCUACUCGUCUUAAGCAACACUUGGGUGGAAUACCUCCUCAUGUAUUACCUUGUCUGGAAGUUCCAGAGGAUGUGAAAAUUCAAAUGAAAAACAACUUAAUGGGAAUAACAAAAGCAGAUGCAAACACCAAAUUUCUUGAAUCGUCUUCUCUACGGAAGAGAAAGUCCAGCUCCAACGACCCAUGUAAAGGCAAUCAUGUUUCCAGUCAACCCGCCAAUUUGUCACGGAAGAGGACGCACUACACUACAACUCAAUCUGGAUUAAAAGACAAUGAUGAGAUGGCACAGAGCUUGAUUAAUCCCGAACACACCGUAAAGAAGAUUGAAAAACAAGCUGAAGAUAAGUCACCUAGGCAAAUCCAAAGGUGUAUAGGCAGAUUCUUUUUUCGAAAAUGGUAUAGACUUUAGUGCUGCAAACUCGCUUACUUUCGAGAAAAUGAUGCAUGCUUUGGUUGGACGUGGAUCCAUGCUGUCUGACGCCAUUUCUAAUACUGGAGAGAAUUGAGUCUCAAAAGAAUAAUUGGGAGAUCAUGUUUAGUUCGUCAGAAUGGAAGACGUCAGCCAUAGCUUCAACAGCUGAUUGAAGGCAUGUGACUGAUUUAGUCACUGGAGUGUCGUCUUUCUGGACUAAAGCCGAGAUGCUUUUGAAGGGAAGCCUUCCACUCAUACAUGCUCUGCAUCUAAUCAGUGGAGGAGAUAGUAAACCCCAGUUGGGAUACAUAUAUGAAACGAUGGACCAAGUAAAAGAGACAAUAAAAGAGGAGUAUGAAGACGUGGAAUCUGAAUAUCAGCCUUUCUGGACAGUAAUUGAUGGGAUCUGGAAUAACCAACUCCAUAGCCCUAUCCAUUCUGCUGCCUUUAUUUUGAAUCCGAGUCUUCUUUGCUCAUCUGAGGACAUUGAAGAUGAUAAUGAGAUCAAGGAUGGGCUUUCACUCUGCAUUGAGGGAAUGGUAAAGGAUAAGGGAGUUCGAGAUUUAAUAUCAUUACAGUUAAAUGACUAUUUAGUGUCUAGUGGUGCUUUCGGCGAGGGGGUUGCUAUUGAUCAAAAAACGAAGCUUUCUCCAGAGAAGUGGUGGUCCUUAAAUGGAGGUCAUUGCCCUGAAUUGCAAAGUUUUGCUAUGAGAAUUUUAAGUCAGACGUGUACGGGUGCCUCAAAGUAUGGUCUGAAAAGGAAUCUAUCUGAGCAACUACAUAUGAAUGGAAGGAGCCCUGUAGAGCAGAAACAGUUGACUAGCCUUACAUUUGUUCAUCAUAAUCUUCGGUUGCAAAAUGCUGUCUCUAUUUCAAAAACAGAUUUCAAAGAUAUAUUUCUUGAAGAGAUGGAUCCAAUGGAUGAAUGGGUUGGCGGAGGAGACGUUGAAAGAGUAAGCAGGUGAUUAAAUUAAGGUAUAUGAGUGUCUAAUGUUAUCUUCUGAAAAUAAAGACUACAAAUUUGAUUGCUUUGAAUGGUGGACAUGAAUUUGAAGAAAAGGAUGUUUCAUUCAUUUCAUUACUUACACAUUU